CCUCGUCUCCUCCUUAACUUCCAACCAUGCAAGCCUCCGCUCUUUCCUUUCGUAACCCCAGCAGUCUCAUAUACGAAAUUGAAUCGAAAUUGCAGACACCCAUCAAGAAAUAUAAAUUUAAAACCCCAGAAAAAUCCAGCCCUUCUUUUACUUGUAAAAUUCUCGUUGAACCUUACUGGAGGAAGACGAUCAUGCCUGCAGUGCGUGAACCUCAGCCUGCUGCUCCACCAAAGCCCGAGAAAAACCCACUACAGAAACUGGCAGCUAAUCUGUUGGAUAAGGUGGAGAGCGCCAUAGUUGAUGAAUUGGAGAAGAAACAGCCAUUGCCGCGAGCAACCGACCCAGCCAUUCAGAUAGCUGGGAAUUUCGCACCAGUGAAGGAGUCCCCAGUUCACCAUGAGCUUAAGGUAGUGGGUCGAAUCCCUGCAGAGCUCCGUGGUGGGGUUUACCUGCGUAAUGGAGCAAACCCAAUGUUUGCUCCAACUGGGGGACACCACUUAUUUGAUGGAGACGGGAUGAUCCACGCCGUCUCUCUGGACUCUGCUGAUAACGCCAGCUACUGUUGCCGCUUCACCCGCACUAGCAGACUUGUGCAGGAAGCUGCUUUGGGCAGGUCUUACUUUCCGAAAGCAAUCGGAGAACUACAUGGCCACUCGGGCAUUGCUCGACUACUUCUCUUCUACGCUCGCUCGGUCGCUGGCAUAGUCGACGCGAGCAAAGGCAGUGGAGUGGCCAACGCUGGGCUCGUCUAUUUCAACGGCCGCCUCCUCGCCAUGUCCGAGGAUGACCUCCCUUACCAUGUCAAGAUCACAGCAAAUGGUGAUCUCGAAACAGUUGGACGAUAUGAUUUUUCCAGCCAGCUCAGAUCACAGAUGAUAGCUCAUCCCAAAGUGGACCCAGUGACAGGGGAGCUUUUCGCUCUGUGCUACGACGUGGUCAAGAAGCCUUAUCUCAAGUACUUCAAAUUUGACGCUCGCGGUAGAAAGUCACCUGACGUUGCCAUCUCUCUCCAACAGCCCACCAUGAUCCAUGACUUCGCCAUAACGGAGAAUUCCGUAAUCAUCCCUGAUCAUCAGGUCGUUUUCAAGCUCUCCGAGAUGGUUCGCGGCGGAUCCCCGGUAGUCUUCGACCAAAACAAGACUUCUCGAUUCGGAAUUUUACCGAGAUAUGACACAGAUGCGUCAAGGAUUCAAUGGGUUGAGGUACCCAACUGUUUCUGCUUCCAUUUGUGGAACGCUUGGGAAGAGAACUCCAGCAAUGGUGACAGACUGAUCAAGGUUAUAGGGUCCUGCAUGACUCCUCCAGACUCUGUUUUCAACGACCAUGAUGAUGCGCUGCUCAGCGUGCUGUCGGAAAUUCAGCUAAACCUGACAACCGGCGAGUCGAGUCGUCGGGAAAUUGUGCCGGGGUUGAAUUUAGAAGCUGGGCAAGUCAAUAAGCAACUGCUCGGCCGGAAGACUCGAUACGUCUAUCUAGCAAUAGCCGAGCCAUGGCCGAAAUGCUCAGGUUUUGCCAAGGUUGAUUUGGAGACUGGACAUGUAAGGAAGUUCAUGUAUGGUGACCAGAGGUUCGGCGGAGAGCCGUGCUUCGUGCCCGGUAGAAGAAGCCAUUUGGCCAGUAAUGAAGACGAUGGGUAUGUUAUGAUUUUCGUUCGGGACGAGAAGUCUGAAACCUCAGAGCUGGUGGUAGUGAAUGCUUCCAACAUGAAACAGGAAGCCUCUGUCAAAAUUCCUUCAAGGGUGCCGUAUGGUCUCCACGGUACUUUCGUUAGUUCAGAAGAUCUACAGACUCAAGCUUUUGGUUUCAAAUGACA
Molecule: messenger RNA, 1813 nt
Organism: Nelumbo nucifera (sacred lotus)
Lineage: Eukaryota; Viridiplantae; Streptophyta; Magnoliopsida; Proteales; Nelumbonaceae
Product: 9-cis-epoxycarotenoid dioxygenase NCED6, chloroplastic-like
Biological process (GO): carotene catabolic process
Cellular component (GO): chloroplast stroma
Molecular function (GO): carotenoid dioxygenase activity
Source: RefSeq, a predicted model, not a curated record